Messenger RNA from Cyphomyrmex costatus, 1996 nucleotides. RefSeq names its product zinc finger protein 474-like. The record is from RefSeq and is a predicted model, not a curated record. The transcript has 8 exons. Lineage: Eukaryota; Metazoa; Arthropoda; Insecta; Hymenoptera; Formicidae. Bases 1 to 1869 code for a protein of 622 amino acids.
AUGAAGUGGAAGAGAGGGCCAUGCGAGUUUCUGUCGCAGAAAACGUUCCUCAUAAUAAAGGAUGAUUUGGAUUCAAAAGAUGCGACCAAGAAAACAGACGGCAGGAAGGCAGCGGCGAAAAAUGCGACGCGUAUCGGCACCUGGCCGCCAAAAAUGAAGCGCGUGGUUUUCUGCACGGAAGAACCAGAGAGGCCGAAGACGGCGAAUCUUGCGAGGCCAAGUGUGCUGGACCCCGCGCUCGUGGAUAAGCUUGACAUGUCAUUGCUCAGUAAGGAAUUGCUUUGCGACUCGAUGACACGUUUCCAUCAGAAUGGGAAGCCAGUCAGUGGGGGCACGACAUCAUCGUCAUCGUCGUCGUCGCUGUCGUUGCUGUUACCGUCGCCGCCGUCGGUAUCACGACGACGCCAGAGCGCCGUCGUCAACAUCGCGACAACCACCACUUGGCCGUCUCAUGACGCUCCAGUGCGUCGUCAGCGACGGAGCUUCGAGCAGAUUUACGAGCCGCGGAUAGCAGCGGGCCAAAUGGAGGAGAUUGACAGAUCACGAUCGCCUGCAGUCGCCACGAUGCAAGAGUUUGCGUCCAAACGAAACUCCGACAUCAGGAAGCUCGACGAUAACAACAACAAAAACAGUCCUCCUAAAGUGCUAUCAAUGGUGAAGAAGAGAAACUCGAGGUCCGGUUUAUCAAAUGAUCUGGAAAUAUUCACCUCCACCUCAAAGACAACAAGAAGUGCGCCAGAGCCUUGCAAGUCCUGCGGGCGUCCGGAUCAGCCCGAAAGGUUUCACAGUCAUCCUAAGAGCAGUCAUGCCAGAAUCAAGGAUAUUCCAACGCCGAUGACGAUGAAACCGAAGCCCGCGGUGCCGCCAGUACCAAAGUCCAUUCAAAAGCCGGUGGCGUUGAACUUUCGCAGCGACCGUAACAGGAAUAAAUUGGAUGAGGCCGAAACAAAGUCAAAUCCGGUCAUUCCUCAGGAUCAUCCCUCGGACCAGCAAAGCAGAUCGUCCGCGUCGAUGAAACGAGGUCCCAGGAGCGUCACGUGUUACGUAUGCGGUCGGGAAUUCGGCACUGCCAGCUUUCCUAUACAUGAGCCUAAGUGCAUGGAGAAAUGGGAGCGCGAGAAUAAUUCGUUGCCUCCGUCUCAAAGACGGCCCAAACCGCAAAAACCUGCGGUUAGCAUCGAGCACAUCGACUGGAACGCAGCUGCAUGGGAGCAGAGUCAGGAGCAAUUAGUUCCAUGUGCUAAGUGUGGGAGGACAUUUCUACCAGAACGAUUACCAAUCCAUGAAAGAAGCUGCAAAGCCACGCCUAAGAAUAAUGAACGAUUGGCUACGCCAGUGAAUGGGCGUAGUGCACCGCUUACUAUUCCCUGUUGUGUUUGUGGGCGGAGAUUUGGCACUAGAAGCAUUAAGAUUCAUGAGCCACAGUGCAAUAGGCGAUGGCAAACGCAGAAUGAUGCAAAUCAACAGGAUAACCAAGUCCCUUACAGGCAAAAAUCAGCCAAUAAUGCACAGGGAAGUUCACAGUCAAUGUAUCCGAAUUUGUCACAAAAGAAAACAGUUACUUGUUAUAUCUGUGGCCGAGAUUUCGGAUCGUCCAGUAUCGCUAUUCACGAACCCCAGUGCUUGAAGAAGUGGCAUGCUGAGAAUGAUAAGCUGUCGCCGGCUCGAAGAAGAAAGGAGCCACAAAAACCUGAAGUUAUAUACAUACAGGAUUCCAGCACAGGAAAUAUGGUGGUUGAUCAGGCAGCAACAGUUGAGGCCAACUGGAUGACGCAUCUGAGCCAACUGAUACCCUGCAAGCAUUGUGGAAGAACCUUUAAUCCAGAUCGUGUGAACAUUCAUGAGAAAAGCUGCAAAGGGAGCCGUUAAAAAUCUAUCGGUUCUCUCUCAACUUAACGUCAGAAUAUAUUAUACUCAAGUACCGUUUAUAUUCUUUAGAAGUGAUCUGUGUUCCUACAUGGAUAUUAUAAAUAAUAUCAACUUUUGUAACAUAUAG